Molecule: messenger RNA, 785 nt
Organism: Dermatophagoides pteronyssinus (European house dust mite)
Lineage: Eukaryota; Metazoa; Arthropoda; Arachnida; Sarcoptiformes; Pyroglyphidae
Gene: Chchd2
Product: Coiled-coil-helix-coiled-coil-helix domain containing 2
Biological process (GO): mitochondrion organization
Cellular component (GO): mitochondrion; nucleus
Source: RefSeq, a predicted model, not a curated record
AAAAAAAAAUUCAUGACCUAUCUGUUUGUCGUUUCGUACAUCAUUUUAUCACGAGUUUUUUUUCUGUAGCAAGCGUUAUUUGUUAAUUGCGUAUUUUUUCUUCUAAAAUCUUAAAAUUUUUCUUUCUUUUUCCUUCAAACUAAUUGAAAUUUAAUUGCAAGAAUACAAAAAUGCCUCGACGUGGACGUUCAUCACCAUCAUCAUCACCAAUGCGUUCAUCGUUUGGUCCUGCUCGGCCAAGUCAACCAAGAAUGGCCGCGGCAUCAAGACCAACACCACCACCACCAUCACAUGCUCCAUCGCAAUCUGUUCCAAUGCGGCAACAACCGGCCGCUGUCGCACCGGCUCCAGCACCAUCACAAGGUCCUGGACUUCUUGGACAAAUGGCUGCAACUGCUGGUGGUGUAGCUAUCGGAUCGGCUGUUGGUCAUACUAUUGGUCAUGCAAUUACUGGAUCGAUGGGAGGCGGACAAAGUGUUGAACAACCUGCACCAGCAGCACCAGCUCCAGCUCAAUCACAAUAUGGAUCCGCUGAACAACAACAACAACAACCACCAUGUCAAUAUGAAAUGAAACAAUUUAUGGAUUGUGCCCAAAAUUAUGAUCUAACACUUUGUGAAGGUUUCAAUGAAGCAUUGAAACAAUGCCGUUUGCAAUAUCCAUCAGCACGUAUAUGAUAAUUAUUAUAAUGAUGCUAGGAUUACUAGCUUAGAUUACAAAUACACCAAAAUUAUAAAAUGUGUCAAAUUAUAAUCAAAAAAAGAGAAAUUUAUUUAGUUUUAUAU